Messenger RNA from Monomorium pharaonis (pharaoh ant), 512 nucleotides. RefSeq names its product cytochrome P450 2U1-like. Gene Ontology annotation, molecular function: oxidoreductase activity, acting on paired donors, with incorporation or reduction of molecular oxygen; heme binding; monooxygenase activity. The transcript is spliced from 2 exons. Lineage: Eukaryota; Metazoa; Arthropoda; Insecta; Hymenoptera; Formicidae. The record is from RefSeq and is a predicted model, not a curated record. The coding region runs from base 35 to 472 and encodes 145 amino acids.
UUUAUUACAUGUCAAAUUUCGAAUUAAUUACAGAAUGCCCUACACGGAAGCGAUAAUGACCGAAAGUCAACGCAUCCGGAACGUGGGACCUAUAUUGCCACCACAUCGCACUGUCGAAGAUACAAUCCUUGAUGGUUACAAGAUACCAAAAGAUACUAUGGUUCUUCUGAAUGCGGAAAGCAACAAUAUGGACCCGGAAUUAUAUCCUGACCCAAUCUCAUUUAGACCGGAGAGGUAUAUAAACAAGGAUGGCAUAUAUCAAACACCAGAAAACCUUAUAUUGUUCGGCAAAGGAAAGAGAAGAUGUCUUGGAGAAAUUAUGGCAAGAUCAGCAAUAUUUCUCAUAUUUGUCGGGAUAAUGCAGAAAUAUUGUUUACUUCCGGAACCAGGUAAAGGAUACAUUAAAGGGGAAUUUAUUACCGGAUUGAUGCGUGAACUGAAGCCUUAUAAAAUGUUAAUUGUUCGGAGAUAAAAUAACAUUAUACAAUAUUUACUUAAAUGAGUUUCUUGUU